AUGUAUCUACAUGUUGUCCACCUUGCCUGUCCAAGGCCCGACAGCUCCGAUGAACUCCGGCGAGGAGUGUUGGUACGGAUUCGGGGUCUCAAAAAAAGCCCACAGCUGAAUGGCCAGUUGGGUCGCUGCGACAGAUUGGAAGCCACUGGGAGAUGGUCCGUGAUUCUGGGAGAUGGAUCUCAAAAGGCUUUGAAAGCAGAAAACCUCUUCUCCUUUGAUGAGUACAUCAAGGUGGCGCAUGAAGGCAGAGUACCGACAGACGUAGGACCUUUCAUGAAUGACUUUCUCACCAAUCCAAAGUACGAUGCUGUCAAGCAGAGCAGCAAAGCAAAGACUCUCACCACACAAGAACUCGUUCAAGCAUCUUACGACAAGGCCCAACGUGAAGGCCGAAGAGCAAGUCCGAGAUUGAGUCAAGAUGACGAAAGGUCGGGACGAUACUCAGCCAUGACAGUCAAGAAGGUGGACCUGCAAGCCGGUUCGAUGGAUCUUGCGAUCAUUGCGCCCAGUGCGCAGGAGCCAAGACCACCGGCACCGUUGCCCACGAUCUUGGCGAUUUCCAGAGGUGAACAGCGUCACGUGGCCAAGCUAUUCCGUGCCCUCCGUGCAGAAGAACACAGAUGGCAGCUGCUGGUCCCAAUGAGAACCAGUCACUCACCAGACUUUUUUGAGCCGGCUGGCGUCACCAUGUUGGAACAGUUUCUUCAGGCGGUGCUCGAUGAUCACAACCGUGACAUCACACCUUUCGCACCGAUGAGCAACGUAUUUCACAUGGUUGGAAUGAGCCAUGGCUCUGCAGCGCUGCUCUCUCUCGCCAGCAAGGCACCUGAUCGCACAGGCUCAUUGAACUUGAUCACGGGUUUUCUGCCUCAAUUCUGCGAGAUCGAGGGACUUCGAAACCUGAAGAACAUCCACUUCUACGUCGGAGAUCAGGACGAGCUUGGCCAUCGCGAGUACUUGAAGGGCAUCAAGGAGUCGUUGAAGGAAGCUGGAGGGCAUGCUCAUAUGCACAUCGUCAAAGGAGCCAGCCACUAUGACAUCAAUGAAUUUAUUGACUUGGAGGAUGUGUGGCAGCGGUUGGAGUUCGCGAGAUGACGUGAUAGCUUUUCGUAGUAGUCGUGAUGCAGCCACUCUUCGUCCAGUUCCUUGUU
Molecule: messenger RNA, 1151 nt
Organism: Cladocopium goreaui
Lineage: Eukaryota; Dinophyceae; Suessiales; Symbiodiniaceae
Source: the annotation of a GenBank genome assembly